Molecule: messenger RNA, 1241 nt
Organism: Eriocheir sinensis (Chinese mitten crab)
Lineage: Eukaryota; Metazoa; Arthropoda; Malacostraca; Decapoda; Varunidae
Product: coiled-coil domain-containing protein 137-like
Exons: 6
Coding region: 232-1161 (309 amino acids)
Source: RefSeq, a predicted model, not a curated record
UGACGUCAGCACGUAAACAACAACACGUGGUGGCGCAGCGCUCCUCGGGACAGGCCGCGGCACUCCUCACAAGGCUCUGCAGGCCCUGGCUCCAUGGAUAACAGUAACCCAGCCCUCUAAAACUGUAAAGAAGAAUAAGAGAGAGAGAGAGGUGGAAGCUGUGAGUGCAGGAACACUUCGCUUACAGGCCGAGUCGUAUUUCUCAAGCUGCCGUGACAACACUGACUUACAAUGGGCAGGAAAAUACCCGGAAAGAAACACAGAGGAGUAAAGGACCCAUACAAACAACAAGAGCAGCGUCUGAAUAAAGUAAAACACAAACUCAAUGCUGCGCCUGCAUCCAUUGAUUCUCAAGAAAUACCAAGACGUCUCCAAGACAUUGCCAGAUUCACCAACGUAAAAAGAAAAGGUGUUAAUAAUGGUCCUUUUAAAAAGAUGAAGAAAACAAAGGGCAAGAUAAAGAGAGACAAAACACUAAUUGAUGGCAGAAAGUAUGUUGAUCGUGAAAGGGAGGAACCAGGCAUGAGUCGCCCAACAAAACUGGUGCCUUUGCUGCAGCAACACCCAAAUGAAAAUUACAAGAAAUUUCUGAAGAGAGUUGACAGAGUGACUAAUGAGAUAAUGAAGGAGGCAGCUUUCGAAAACAAGUUCAAAGUGGAGGUACAACGAGAUGAGUUUGGUCAAGUAUUGUCUGUUCAACACCAAGAGAAGAAUGACCCAUUGCUUUCAGAUAAACAAAAGAAAGAAGUUACUGAGCGAGAGGAGAAAAGGAAAGCAGCAAGACGGGAACGAGACAAACGAAGGCGAGGCAAGAAGAGAAAACAAGAUGAAGAUGAUGACGAUGAAUUUUCUUACUACAAAGACAAGUAUGAGUUUGGAGAGGUGGUGUAUGAACCUCCCAGCCUUGAUACAGAAAAACUCACAAGAAAAAUCGAUGGAAAUAAUGUGAAGCCCAAAUCAUUUUUAUUUAUGGAGAAGCUGAAGGGAAAUAAAGAAGAUGCAACCCCAAGUAAAACUGGCAAGCCCAGCCAGAAAUCAAAGAACAAGCAAGUUUCUGCUGGAAGGCGCAGGAUACUGGAGGAGGAGCGGCAGAGGGUGGUGGAAGCAUACCGGAGUAUGAAGGCCUCUAAGAACACCCUCACCUCACAGACCCUGGCCUGAAGGUGCCUCAUACUACUUGUGUGCUGACAAUGUUAAAUACUGUUUCUUGAGUGAGAUGCUAAUAAAAUGCUUUAGUAAAA